CAAUAUAAUCCGAGUAGAACAAUAUUUUUUUGUUAUUUUGUGCAGUACUUCGUACCCACGCGCGAACCACAAAUCUCGUUCGUGCGCUGCGGUCAACAGUUGUUACAAGUGACAAGGAAUACAAGUGUGCUGGGGUUACUUAAAAGUUACGACCUUACAAGAAAGUUAUUUUAAAACUCCCGUCCAAGCGGUCAAACUAAAUUUCGCUAGAAUGCGUUACAUUCUGUUAUUCUGUGUCACCGUAUUAAACAUCGGAACUUUAAAGACAGAGUUGAUAGACUAUUCGCCAAAAAACAACGUCAGGAUGAUUGGCUCGAUGCUCCCGAAGUUCUUGAAAAUACGUACGGAAAGUAAAGAACGCGAAGGAAGGGACGAUCAGCAAAAGUGGAACUUUCAGCCGAAUGAUCCGAGGUUUCGAAAAAUUCAGUAUCUCAACAGUGACAGUGCCUAUGGAAACCAAGAAAGAGACUUCGCAGAGGCCGACUACUUGCCGAUCGACCAACUGGACGACACGCAAUUGACGGAGCUGUCGAUCGACCUGCUACGAUCCCUGUAUCUCCCGGCGGCUUCCCAAGCCCCUCCUCUAAUCGCUGUGAAGGCCGAUCGUGAUGACUCGAUGGAAGACGGGCCGUUUUCGGUGGAAUACAACCGCCGGCGAAAUGUCUCGAAGAGGGCCCGGCUCUACAUGAAGUUCCCGUUCAAAAGACAACACUCCAGAAUUUACACCAGUCCCGACUUUGACAUCAUAUGUAGCCCAUCGAGGAACGAAAUCGUCAAACUCCUGUCGGUCUUGCACAACACGCGGAACGGCAACAAGGUGUUUGUCGAUUUUUGCAGUCGGCGGAGGCCCACGAAUGCUGUGUACACGAAUAUUCGAUUUCUCGGACGAAGGAGAAGGUAAACGAUUUGCGCACGAGAACGAUAUUUUUUUUUAAGCACUGUCUCGGGAAACUGAGAUUUUUUUUUUUUUAGUGUUUACAAAACCUUCACGAACUUUUGAAUCUCUUGGGCAAAAAAAAAUUACCAUCUUUUU
Molecule: messenger RNA, 1033 nt
Organism: Copidosoma floridanum
Lineage: Eukaryota; Metazoa; Arthropoda; Insecta; Hymenoptera; Encyrtidae
Source: RefSeq, a predicted model, not a curated record